AUGCCCAACACGUCCCUUGCCAUCGUCGCAGCGGCGUCUGCAGCCGCAGGGGCAUCGGUGACAGCUCUUUUAUUGUCCAGAUCUCGACAACGCGAACCUUUCCCUGCCCCUACGCCCACAUCGACACUAAAGGAACCGCCCUCGUUACCUGCUGCUCCCGUUCCGGUCCCGGUUCCUGUACCGGUCGCUGUAUCAGCUACUCCUGCUCCUACCACUACACUCCUCCCGCCUGUCGACCCGUCUGGAAUUCUGCGGUAUGGGUUCCCUGGACCUAUUGCGGACACUUUGUCCACGCCGUCUUUCCUUGCCGCUUUCAACCGAGCGACUCGAAAUCCUCACUGGGUAGCGGAACACUUCACGGCCCAGUCACUGCUCUUGAACAAUGCCUCUCGGCGAAAUAGCGUCUUUCACGAAGACUUGACGGUACCUCCGAUGUUCCGAGCCAAACUGGCGGAUUACGCACGAAGCGGAUAUGAUCGUGGACACCAAAUGCCGGCGGCAGAUGCAAAAUGGUCACAAGAGGCGAUGGAUUCUACCUUUGUCUUGAGCAACAUGUGUCCUCAGGUUGGGGAAGGCUUCAACCGAGAUUACUGGGCACAUUUCGAGGACUUUUGUCGAGAGUUGGUCAAGAAGUAUCCCAGCGUCAGGGUGGUAACCGGACCUCUGUAUCUGCCCAAAAGGGACGACAAAGAUGGUAAAUGGCGGGUGUCUUACGAGGUCAUCGGAAAUCCGCCAAACGUGGCGGUGCCGACCCAUUUCUUCAAAAUCAUCUUCGCCGAGGAGGCCGCCGAAAGCCCUAUCGGCAAGGUCGCACUGGGUGCUUUCGUCUUACCGAACGCAGAGAUCCCCAAUCAAAAGAGCCUGGGCGACUUUGAAGUCCCGAUCGAAGCUGUGGAGCGGGCGAGUGGACUGCUGUUCGGCGAAAAGCUACCGGCGGAAAGGAGAAAACAGCUUUGCAGGGAGGUCAAGUGUGAAAUCGUCGUGAGAGAAUUCGACAGAAGUCGUCAGCAGUCUGGCAGGGUUGGUCAAAACUCGAAGGUUGCUCCGCAGAUUGCGCCUGCCGGAGUGAAGUGGUGA
Capronia coronata CBS 617.96 is the source of this 1077-nucleotide messenger RNA. RefSeq names its product endonuclease G, mitochondrial. Gene Ontology annotation, biological process: apoptotic DNA fragmentation. Gene Ontology annotation, molecular function: RNA endonuclease activity; nucleic acid binding; single-stranded DNA endonuclease activity. The transcript has a single exon. Bases 1 to 1077 code for a protein of 358 amino acids. Gene Ontology annotation, cellular component: nucleus; mitochondrial inner membrane. The record is from RefSeq and is a predicted model, not a curated record. Lineage: Eukaryota; Fungi; Ascomycota; Eurotiomycetes; Chaetothyriales; Herpotrichiellaceae.